ACACUUAAAUUAUUUUUAAAAUGACUUUAGAACAAAAUAAAAAAACCGCGGCUAAUUGGGAUUACAAAUAUGUGGAAGUACAAAAUAAAGACGAAGAAUUGGAUAAAAGCGAUCCAAAACCAAAUUACACCCAAGAAUUCAUUUCGACACUGAUUGUUGGACUUGUAAUGAUUAAUUCUGGAAUUAAUUUCACAUGGAUUGGUCCAAUUUUACCACAAUUAUUGUCUGGAAAUUUUAAAAUACAAAUAACAAUGGAACAGUCCGUUUGGAUCAUUGGUUUAGUAAAUAUUGGAGCUAUUCCAGGGUGUUUGGUGGCUUCAAUGGUAUCAAAUAAAUAUGGCAGAAAAAAGGCAAUUAUUAUGUCAGCAAUACCAUUUAUUAUCUCAGCAUUAAUUGAUAUUUUCGCUGAGUCAGUGCUACAUUAUUAUAUAGCGCGAUUUAUGGGAGGUUACGGUAUUGGUGUUAGUUUUGCAGUGGUGCCAAUGUACAUUAGUGAAAUUUCUUCCCCAAAUAUUCGUGGAAUUUUAUCUGUUUCAAUUUAUAUGGCCAUGAGUAUGGGAACUUUAUUUGUUUUUGUUUUCGGUGCGUAUUUACCAAUUGUUACGUAUUGCGCUGUUUUGACAAUUUUUCCCAUAAUUCAGUUAGUUUUCACAUUUUACUUGUCAGAAACUCCAUACUUUCAUAUGAUUAAAAACAAUUAUAAUGAAGCAGAAAAUGCUUUAAAAUUUCUUAGAAAAAAAUCUAACGUUCAAGAUGAAUUAAAUCGCUUAAUUGAAGGUUAUAAAGAUCAAACUGCGGAAGGGAAACCUUCAGUUUGGGAUCUGUUUACAGAUAGUACAAAUCUUAAGUCAGUAUUUAUAGUUACUGUACUUCUAAUGGGGCAAAUGUGGACUGGAGCCAGAGCAAUUUUUGAAUAUUCACAAGUGCUUUUUGAAGAUGGACAUUCAAGUAUUUCUGCCGAAAAAUGUGGCAUAAUUGUGGCUGUGAUGAAUUUCGCUGUAAUUUUUCUCUCUGGAUGGUUAGUUGAUCGAUUUGGACGACGUAAGCUCAUAAUGGCUUCUGGUAUAAUUACGUUUUUACCCUUAGCUGUGCUAGGUGGCUAUUUUUAUUUACAAGACUAUACAAAUUUUGAGCAUAUGGAAAAACUUCGAUUAAUACCGUUAAUUGGAAUUGUAUUUUUCAAAUUUUCAUUUGGAAUUGGUCUACAUGGAAUGGCAUACGUACUCACGGGGGAAUUAUUUCCAACAAGUGUUAAAGCUUAUGCAACAUCUGUGAUUUCAAUAAUUGGAUCAGCUAUCGCAGUGGCAGCUAAUAAAAUGUAUCAAGUUGUUCUUACUAAAUUCGAUUAUCCAGGUGUUUUUGUGAUGUUUAUAAUGUGGUUAAUUUUAGUAUUAAUAUUUGCUUAUUUUGUUGUACCAGAAACUAAAGGAUUAACAUUGGAGGAAAUUCAAGUGAAAUUAAGAAAAUUGAAUAAAAAGUAAAAAUAAAAUUGACCAGGGGCGGUUGAAAAUAGGCGAUUCAGACAAGAUGUACAUUUUUAAAGUGGUUUGGCUGUCACGUGAUUAUUCAACUAGUCAA
Molecule: messenger RNA, 1578 nt
Organism: Chrysoperla carnea
Lineage: Eukaryota; Metazoa; Arthropoda; Insecta; Neuroptera; Chrysopidae
Product: facilitated trehalose transporter Tret1-like
Exons: 2
Coding region: 21-1481 (486 amino acids)
Biological process (GO): transmembrane transport
Cellular component (GO): membrane
Molecular function (GO): transmembrane transporter activity
Source: RefSeq, a predicted model, not a curated record